Triplophysa dalaica is the source of this 4426-nucleotide messenger RNA. RefSeq names its product synaptoporin b (gene synprb). The record is from RefSeq and is a predicted model, not a curated record. NCBI's taxonomy places the organism in Eukaryota, Metazoa, Chordata, Actinopteri, Cypriniformes, Nemacheilidae. The transcript has 5 exons. The coding region runs from base 2947 to 3969 and encodes 340 amino acids. Gene Ontology annotation, cellular component: synaptic vesicle membrane; synaptic vesicle.
CAAAGGAAGCCCCCAUCACUGGCGUUAUUCUGGAAAAUAUAGUUGUUGUCUACCCUAAUGCAAAAAUUCCACCGUAUGUGAAGAGUGAGGCUGAUAGGAAGCCAGAAUGAAAUUAACAUCGAGUGGAUACUGGCACAUGAGCGAUCUAAAGCAACAAUGAAAAACAAGAGACAAGCAACAGAAAAAGUCAGUAGAAAAGAGAAGGACAAAAGUUGUAAAUAAUAGUAAAAUUAGACAAUCGUGAACACCUAGAAUUGAGACUAUUUGUUAGUAUGUUUUUGACACACCCUCUGACGUUGAAGCUGUUAAUAUGGAGCAUCAGGGACAUCAUCCUACAGCUUUUAAAAGAUUUGAAAUCCAUUGGAGUCAACAUUAGAAAGGUUAGAGGCUAUCUCACUGAGCAUGCGGCACAACUCCUUGUCCAGGCCCUGGUAUGUUUUCAAGGUUGAACUACUGCAAUGCUCUCCUUGCUGUUCAUCCUGCAAAGGCUAUCAAACCACUCCAGCUGGUUCAGAACGCAGCAUCACGCCUCGUCUUCCAACAGCCCAAAAAGGCUCAUGUGACACCCCUUUUGAUCUCUCUCCACUGACUACUGGUGGAAGCCCGUAUCAGAUUCAAGUCACUAAUGCUUGCCUACUGGAUCACUGGAUCUGCACCGGCAUACUUUCACACCCUCCUACACUCCUACACCCCAUCAAAAAGCCUGCGUUCAGCAAACCAGAGGCGUCUUGUAUUGCCUUCUCAAAAGGGCAGUAAGCACUUUACCGCACAUUAUGCUUCACAACUCGUUUCUGGUGGAAAAUUCUUCCUAACUUAGUCCGGUCAACCACAUCUCUCACAACAUUCAAAAUACUACUAAAAACCCAUCUCUUCUGUGAAUACUUGAAAGACAAAAAAAGAACCCUCUCUCUUUCUCUCACAGGUAGUAGUCUAGCUUUUGUUGAAACAAAUAACUUUGUAUUAGCACUUGUAUCAGACUUGUAUGCCAUAUCGCUUAUUGCUCCCUGAACUCUCUGUAGGAUAAAAGCGUCUGCUAAAUGACCGAAUGUAAAUCCAGCUGACAACAGGAUCAGGGCAUCACAAAAAUAAAUCUUAAUUCAAUUAAAAUACGUUUCCUGGUUAAAGCAGAGACAACAGGCGAUUAAAGGGGUCAAAGACACGGUUAAUACUGAUAUUUUCAUUUUUUUUUUUAGAUGUAAUGCAACACGAUUUAAGGUUUGAAGGUCCGGUAUGUUCCAAAUACUGUGCAUGGUUUUAACUCCUCUUUCCUCGCCUAUUGGGAACUAUUGAAACUGUGUAAAAUCUGUUCCAUUGGAGUCAAAGUAGAAGACGCGACUCUCUCUACCAAUGGCUCUGCUGCAAUCGUGUGACGGAAAUGUACACCUCUUCCCAUAUUUGGAAAAUCCGGUUCCAAAGCCACUGUACUGACAGGUUCGCCCACAUCUGGGCGGUCUUUGUCAAAUUAUACCAGAACUGACGUAGAUUUGUGAGGGUGUGGUUACACAAGCCAUUUUUGGCAUUUGUUCCAACACUUUAUUUUUUGCAAUUUUACGUGUCUUAUACAUGCAUGGGCAUCUUUUAAUACACCAAAGACACAGGAAAACACGCUUUGGGGUUGUCCAGCACCAGGGUUGCGUUCAAAAAUGUUGCAAAACGUUGUUAAACGGAAACGGUGGUGCGGUUGAACAACCUGUUGGGAUGACGCAAGAGUUGAACUAUGGCAGCUGAAGCCGGAGCUGAUGAAAUCAGUAGAAAUACGUAUUGAAUACUGGAAAACGCAUGUCUUCUAAUAUCUUAAAUUGUUGCCUAUACCUAGCGGACACAUUUGUAAACAACUUUACUUGGACCCAUUGUGCGAGUUGUCUCCUCAAUACCGGUGUGUAUAUGUUGCUUCGGAUUGUUCUGACAUUCUUGACACACCCACCAAACAUGAGAAAAACGAAUCUCAAGCCCUGUUGCACACCAUUUCCAGGAUACUUAUUUACGUUGAUAAAACAACAUUAUUUUAAAAAUUAUUUCCAACACAACAUUCCCCCUAGUGGUGAAAAAUAUUAACUGCACCUUAAGAUUCGGGAAGUAGUCUAUGUGUAGACAAAAAGAAGAGGAAAAAAUGACACUAGUAAACUAUUAAGUAGUUUUAGGGACUUUUUCAAGAAAGUCAUGAACAAUAAAAAACACAACCAAGUGCAUCUGAUCUGAAUGAGACAUGAGUGUGAAGCAGCAGAUGGCAGCAUUGCAUAACAAUACAGGUAAUGCAUCAAAGUAUCAAACCAGCCUCUCUCUUUCUAUCGCUCUCCAUCCCCUUAUGCCUUGUUUCACGUCAUGUUUGCGUUUAUAUUUUAUAUAUGUGAAGAGAGGAGAGAAAAGAGAGAAACUUUCCAGAAUGAAACAUCUCGUGUUUGAUCAUUGAAUAAUGUUGAAUACAUUUUACUGUAGGCUUAUACUUAAAUACUUUUAUUGGGUUUUUUAAAUGCAUGAGCCCCAUACAAACGAAAGAAUGUUAACUAAAUAGUUACAUAGUUCCAAGCAAUCCAAGCUGAAAUUAUAACUGUCACAAUUGCCAUGGAUACAAUUUUAUGUACCCUUACCUGACAGUAGCACAGAGGACAAGUUUAAACUGUGCGUGGUUAAAUCAUUUGCAUUAAAAGCCCAGAUGUCUAGUCAUUAGAUGGUCAAAAAUAUGCAGGGAAGAAUACAUUUACCAAAAUAAGCUACAUUGCAUUGUAAUCAUUUGCUGUAAUUAAAGAAAAUUGAGGGCCAUUAUUGUGGAAGACUUAUCAUUUAUAUUCAUAAUCAUUUUGGUCUUGUAUGCAAAUGACUAAGAUGAUGCCCGGCACAUCCAUUAAGGUUUAGAUUAAUUGGGGUAGAUAAAUACAUACUUCCACAUGUAAUCCUUUACUGUAGCCAAACUGAAGUAUUUUUUUGAGUACAUGUGCAAAUGCAUGUAUGAUCAUGUGUGUACCCAGUUGUGUAUGUGUGUGCGUGUGUGUCUUUUCUCUGCCACACAGAGCAUCUCCAUGGUGUUCAGUCACUCUGUAUCUCUGGGUUUGGCUGGCAGAGGAGCUCAACACUCCUUCAUAUACAGACACACAGGCUGAUGCUCAAUCCUCUUCAUCAAUGUGUAUGGUCAUAUUUGCUCCGCUUUGUGCUGUUUUAGCAUUCGCAACAUGUGGGGGAUAUUCAGGCCAGAUAAUGGUUAAAGUCGAAUGUUUGAACAAAACCCAAAACAACAUCAGCAUCAGUUUCAACUACCCAUUCAGACUCCAGCAGGUGCAUUUUAAUGCUCCUCUAUGCGAAGGCACCAGAAAAGAAACUGUCUUUCUCGAAGGGGAUUAUUCUUCAUCCACUCAGUUUUUUGUUACCGUGUCGGUCCUGGCUUUUCUCUAUUCUCUUUUGGCCACAAUAGUUUACAUCUUCUACCAGAACAAAUACAGAGAGAAGAACAGAGGCCCAGUAGCUGACUUCCUGGUGACUUUAGCGUUCUCUAGCAUGUGGCUGGUUAGCUCGAUCACCUGGGCGAAAAGUCUGUCUAGUGUGAAGGCGGCCACUGAUGUGAAUCAGAUUCUGCUGUUGAUGUCUGCAUGCAGAGCCCAGGAGAACUUGUGCGAGGUCUUAAUGGAGCCAGUUUGGACAAAUCUUAACAUGUCUGCGGCCUUUGGUUUUUUAAACUUCUUCCUUUGGGCGGGUAAUAUUUGGUUUGCCUACAAAGAGACAGGUUUGCACAAGUCUACCCAGCGCUACCCAUCCCGGACUCCCUCUGAGAAACGCGGCAGCUUCAGGCAGUACAGUCAAACCAGUUUUGAUCAAUCCGGGACUGGCUUUGGCCAAAGGCUCUACAAUCAGGGGAGUUUUGACUUAUCAAGUGGAGGUUUGAGCCUACCCCAAACCAAUCUAGGACAGCCAAUGUUUUACCGACAGGUGGGAAGUCCUACGUCCAGAGGCCCUCUUAUAUUUGUUAAUGAGAUGUGAAAGAGGAGGGAAGGGAAAGAGAGAGAGACAGCGAGAGAGAGAGAAGAAAUGUCUUCUCAGUAAUAACAGAUCAUUUGUGAUUGAGAAUUUGAUAUAAUGUGAUGCAGAAUAUUUUGUAAUAGAAGUUGGUAUAAUGUUAUUUAUUUGUUAAUAAUGAAGUCCUGUAAAAGUGAAUAAUCUGCCUGCAUCAUCUUUUAACCUGAUCUCAUGGGAGUUCUAAACUAUUUUGCGAGGUAGCUAACUCGUAUGAUUGUGAUUGUGUUGCAUCUUUUGUAUCUAUUAUCAAUCUAAAUAUGCAUACAAAAUUAAUUAUUACUGUCUCAAAUCUAGAUUGUGUUUUCCCAGUGAUAACUCUGCAGUUUUUGAAUGUGAUUUUAGCAUAGCGUGUCUACAAUCUGACAGUUUACACUUCAUGUUUGAAUUAGGAAUUUCAAACAAUUAAUCGCGAUUAAUCGCA